Tachysurus fulvidraco (yellow catfish) is the source of this 1458-nucleotide messenger RNA. RefSeq names its product origin recognition complex subunit 6-like. Gene Ontology annotation, biological process: DNA replication initiation; DNA replication. The record is from RefSeq and is a predicted model, not a curated record. NCBI's taxonomy places the organism in Eukaryota, Metazoa, Chordata, Actinopteri, Siluriformes, Bagridae. The transcript is spliced from 7 exons. Gene Ontology annotation, cellular component: nuclear origin of replication recognition complex. Gene Ontology annotation, molecular function: DNA binding.
AUGUUGCAUACCGCAGAAGAGUACAUGCGUUUGUCUCAGGUGAAGUGUGCAGGUCUAACAGCUGCUACAGCAAGCAGUAUGGCUGUUAUCUGUCUGGAGCUGGCAGCCACGGCCAUGAAGUGUCCUAUAGACAAGGAGUAUGUCGUCAAGCUGUCCGGAUUGAACAAGAAAGCGUAUCAGGGCAGCCUGAAGGCCAUGGAGUGCAUGCUGGGGCUGCAGAGCAGUCUGGGGCUCAGGGGUCUGGCUGUGCAGUACGGCUGCAUGUAGGCGGUGAAGGCAGCGGCUCAGAUCCUUCAACGGUACGAGGACAGUUUACCUGCAGCUCAGCAACAAGACCUCGAUCUGUCCAAAUCCCUGUUCACUACAGCUACUCUGUUCACUGCCUGCAAGUGCAUGAAAAUCAGAGUGGAAAAGAAGCUGGCGUCGUCCUCCGGCACCAAGAAGGCCGUGUUCGACAGGCUGUGUGUUCAGCUUCUGAAGUUCGGCCAAGAGAUUUGCAGUGACACAUCUUCCAUGAAGGGAAAGAUCAAAUCAACACAGAAGAGACAGAAGACUCUGACAGAGACACUGCAGGAAGCAGAAGAGGAUGAUGGCUUGCCAACAUCUAAGCAACAGCGGGAACUGGCACUGAGGGAAGACGAGUAUGAGGAAGAAACGAAACAAAAUUAUGAGGAGUGGAAAAGAAAAAUCCUGGAAAAUGCUCUCAAAGCUAAGAGCGACAGAAUGUGAUGGCUACACCUGCUGAUUUAUUUUAUUAUUUGUCAUGUUUUUAGUUUUCUUCUUUAACAUUGCUCUCUUCUUUUUUGAAUUUAUUUAUCUUUUUUAUGAUCGUGUGUGUGUACAGAUAUUCCCUUUCCUGUAUUAUUUCACUUGAUUGCCUUGACAGACAUGUUUAGAGCACGAUGAUGUGAAUGAGGAGUGAAGCCGAGUGCUGGUUUAUAUUCAGCUGCUUUCGUGUGGUUUGAUGAUGCUCAUUGUUCGUGUGUAGUUUCGGGUGCUUUUUAAUCGACCCCCUCGUUAUCUGUGACUCGAUCACAUCAAGUGUCUCGGGCAGUGUGAAGAAGCGCGUGUUAGUGCUUGUAUUCAUAGGUACACUGUUUUACAUGGGGGGUGUGGGUAUGUCCAACACAAUCUGUACUACUGUUUUAAUAAAACUAAUUGAUCAAAAGGUGAAGCCGAUCUGAGUGUGAAGAAGAAAGGAAUGUCCGUCUUCCCCUCCUCGGUCCUGUACAUCUGUAAGAAUCACGACGUGCUCAUGGAUCUGCUCUGCUGGAACCUCUUGAGCCGGUUGGCCGCCGUCACCGCGUAUAAGUGCUUCUGUAAGAAGGAUUGAUGAGGAGGUGACACACAUGCAGCAGAUUUUGACAUACGGCGUAUGUACGGUGACCCAUACUCAGAAUUUGUUCUCUGCAUUUAACCCAUCCAAAGUGCACACACACACACCGUGAACACACACCC